AUGAUGACAAAUAAAACGAAUGAAGAUUGUGAGCUUCUUCAUGACCUUGAUCUAAAUGAAGAUGAUUUAAGCAAUGAAGCCAAACGUCUGUUUUCUUUUCAUAAGGAAAUUAUCGAAAGUCUUAAUUAUUGUGGUCGUUGUAUCCUUACCAAUAAUCUGCUUUCAGUUGAAGGAAAACAUAUUAUCUGUUCAAAGCUGAUUCGCAGUCACAAUAAUGUCACAAAUAUUCUUAAUUAUUUAGCUACAAAACCAUUACAAACAAAAGAAAAAAUCAGCGAUGUUCCAAUGAUUGUUAUUUGUGGUUUACCUCGUACUGGUACAACAUUAUUACACAAUCUAAUGGCUUGUGAUCCAUCAUGUUGA
Rotaria sordida is the source of this 363-nucleotide messenger RNA. Lineage: Eukaryota; Metazoa; Rotifera; Eurotatoria; Philodinida; Philodinidae. The record is from the annotation of a GenBank genome assembly.